AUCUACUACUUAGAUCGCGUGUCGUCGUAUUCGCGCAGUCACUCCUACAAUAGGAAACAUCUUGCUUCUCAUCGCCCUAGACUCAUCAUAAGCGGAAUUGACUCCACUCAUAGCUUUUCUGUUCUAAAUCUGUACAAAAUGUCCAGAUAUAAAACAGCUCAGACUCCAGCGUCAAAAUGAUCCAGAAACUCAUACUCUACCAAGUUGUAUUUGAUCCGCUUCUCUGUAGUCAAGACACACUCAAGGCAUACUACGAAAAUUUCGAGAAAUUUCUAUCGCUCCCGCUGUCAUGGCACAUAUACGUUUAUUCCUCACUUUUUUGCACCUCGCGAUUGUGAGAGCACUCACCCUUCCGACCCCAACUGGGCCAUUCUCUGUCGCUCUCUUCACCACUGCGCUAACCGAUGUGGCACGCAUGGAUCCUUACGCCCCGGCUGAUACUCCUCAAAGGCGUAGAGCUAUGAUAUCAGUCUUCACACCAGUGGACACCACCAAGUACCAAUGUGUUAAUCACUCGCUACCCUACAUGACUACCCCCGUCGCCAAGGAUUAUGAUCUUCUCGCCACAUCAGGUGGGCUGCCAGACGGGACUUUUACAUCCCUGACGAUGCAGCUUUGUAAUGUUACAGAGUAUAAAACAUGCUCGAAAAGUCGCAAAAGCCAACGCGGAAUUCCCAAAGUCUUGCGUCCACUUCUACUGUUCUCUCCAGGCUUCGGGCAGUCACGUCUUGUAUACAAUGCGAUGGCUCAGUCCUUGGCGAGCGAGGGGCAUAUUGUGGUAUCCAUCGAUCACCCAUACGAUGCCUCUGUUGUAGAAUUCCCCGACGGCAGCCUUGUUAAAGCUGCUAACAUUUCGAGUGACGACAUAGCAGCUCUCGAGGCGCUCGUUCAGGUCCGCGCAGCAGAUGUCUCGUUCGUGAUCGACCAGCUCCAAAGCUUACCAUCAUUGAGAAAAGCCGUUCAGAGCAGCGGUUGCGAUAUCGACUUUGCAAGGACCGUCAUGUAUGGUCACUCGCUUGGUGGAGCAACAGCAGCGGCCGCUAUGCUGUCGGACCCACGCAUAUACGGUGGCGCGAACCUGGAUGGGAGAUUUUUCAACCCCGUGGAAGAGACCGGAUUGACGCGACCUUUCAUCAAUGUUGGCCGACCGAACCAUAGGAAAGAAGAUCCCACAUGGGAUACAUUCUAUCAGAAUACGCAGGGCCCAAUGAUCGAAAUAUCGGUAAACGGGACCCUUCACGGAUCCUUCACCGAUUUUCCCUUGAUUGUCAGCACCUUGAACAUCACAGACAUUACAAUAAUCGAAGGCUUACAGGAGUUCCUAGGAACAACACCCUGGAUGAGAGUCGGCGAUAUCGUUAAAAGCCUCAUUAUGGCUUUCGAUGAUUUUGUGUUCAAUCACACAAAAUCUGCUCUUUUACAAGGCGUAGACUCCAAGUUUCCCGAAGUUGAACUUGUGCGCGGCCAUUUUUGAAUGGGAGUUUACCACAAGAUACAGCGACGUCAGGUUCAGAAGGUCGGACAGAUAGUCCCCUGCAAUUAUAUGUAUUGGUCCUCUCGCAUGAUUCGAGAGUUUACGGGACAGGUUUUUAUCGAUAAGUAGUCAAUCAACCUCCAUAUGACACCUCGAUGUCUAAACCCGUUGCAAAAUGGACAAAUUAUAAUUGAAACCGAGUUCUGCAGGAGAUACUCCAGCUCGCCAAUGACUUCACAUGAACUCUGUUGACCUUCACCUGAGAACCCCAACCCAUAAGUUUCCUGCCUUUCGUACUCGACAAAAGUCUGACUACGUUCGUGUAUUUGGCCCUGAAGACUGGUUCGGAC
Messenger RNA from Truncatella angustata, 1824 nucleotides. RefSeq lists its product as uncharacterized. The coding region runs from base 290 to 1474 and encodes 394 amino acids. Lineage: Eukaryota; Fungi; Ascomycota; Sordariomycetes; Amphisphaeriales; Sporocadaceae. Gene Ontology annotation, molecular function: 1-alkyl-2-acetylglycerophosphocholine esterase activity. The transcript has 2 exons. The record is from RefSeq and is a predicted model, not a curated record.